This is a messenger RNA of Anguilla anguilla (European eel), 5544 nucleotides long. RefSeq names its product ATP-dependent RNA helicase DDX3Y-like. The coding region runs from base 211 to 2532 and encodes 773 amino acids. The transcript has 21 exons. The record is from RefSeq and is a predicted model, not a curated record. Gene Ontology annotation, cellular component: nucleus; P granule. Gene Ontology annotation, molecular function: RNA helicase activity; RNA binding; ATP binding. Lineage: Eukaryota; Metazoa; Chordata; Actinopteri; Anguilliformes; Anguillidae. Gene Ontology annotation, biological process: gamete generation; cell differentiation.
AUUCCAGCACGAACCAGAGGAAGGUGCCGGUUAGAAGCUCGGGCUGAGUUCAGAAACUGAACGAAAACAAGGACACAUUUAUACACAUAACUGUUUGUAUAAACUAUUUUAUAUUACGUAUAUAUCAGAGAACUCGAGGGAAAAAAAACAACGAAGGACAUAACCAGUAUAGCUUUCUCAGAAGAAAUAAAUCCUCAUUAUUCUUUAGUUAUGAGUCAUGUGGCCGUCGAAACUGCACACGGUCUAGAUCAGCAGCUUGCUGGCCUAGACUUGAACUCUGUGGGUGACGUGCAGGGUGGAGGUGGCACUGGCAGACGUUACAUUCCACCUCAUUUAAGGAACAAAGAAGCUUCUAAAAAUGGAAGUGCUUUUGCCUCUGGUAGACAGAGCGGUUAUUCAGUGGCACCGAUGCAGAGCUUCUCUCCUAAACAGUACCCUCAAGCGUGGCGUCCCGAGCGCAGCCACAGGCGCAGAUCUAACUGUGCGAACGGAUGGGAUGACUUUAGGACCGGUAACCCGAGAUACGCUUCCCAGGAGCUUGCGUUUUAUCAGGCCUACAGGGGCGGCUGGCCGGAGAGAUGUGAUUCUCCUGGAUGGGAUGGCGGACGCAGCAAUGGCUAUGUGAAUGGUUACCAUGACGGCAGGGACAACAGGGUGAACGGCGACCGCGGCGGCUUUGGAGGACGCGGAUCUUCACGCCCAGACAGAGGUGGUCGUGGUGGGUACCGUGGCAACCGAGGCGGUGGCUCCUUUAACCAGUCCCAGCCAGUGCAGAAUGCAGACGGUGGUGGGUGGAACAGUGGAAAAGACAACCGGGAUGCUUACACUAGUUUCGGAGGGCGCACGGAUAGGGGGAAGUCUUCCUUCUUCAACGACCGUGGCUCUGGAUCCAGAGGAAGGUAUGAGCGCCCCGGCGGAGGAAACAGUCGUUGGGUGGAGGACUCCAGAGACGAGGAGGACUGGUCCAAGCCCACUCCUCCCAACGAGCGCCUGGAACACGAGCUGUUCUCCGGGAGCAACACAGGGAUUAACUUUGAGAAGUACGACGACAUUCCUGUGGACGCCACUGGCAACAACUGCCCUCCGCACAUAGAGAGCUUCCAUGACGUGGACAUGGGAGAGAUCAUCAUGGGAAACAUCAAUCUGACCCGCUACACGCGCCCCACCCCCGUUCAGAAGCACGCCAUCCCCAUCAUCAAGUCCAAGAGGGACCUGAUGGCCUGUGCUCAGACCGGCUCUGGAAAAACUGCAGCAUUUUUGCUUCCGGUGCUGAGUCAGAUCUACACAGACGGGCCUGGAGAAGCCAUGCAGGCCAUGAAAGGCAGUGGCCAGGAAAAUGGGAAGUACGGGCGGAGGAAGCAGUUCCCCCUCUCCCUGGUCCUGGCCCCCACCAGAGAGCUGGCGCUCCAGAUCUACGAUGAGGCGCGGAAGUUCGCGUACCGCUCCAAAGUGCGUCCCUGCGUGGUGUACGGGGGCGCGGACAUCGGGCAGCAGAUCCGCGAACUGGAGAGGGGGUGCCACCUGCUCGUGGCCACGCCCGGCCGCCUGGUGGACAUGAUGGAGCGGGGCAAGAUCGGCCUGGACUACUGCACCUAUCUGGUGCUGGACGAGGCGGACAGAAUGCUUGACAUGGGGUUCGAGCCUCAGAUUCGGCGAAUCGUGGAGCAGGACACAAUGCCACCCAAGGGCAUCCGGCAGACCAUGAUGUUCAGCGCCACCUUCCCCAAGGAAAUCCAGAUCCUGGCCCGGGACUUCCUGGAGGAGUACAUCUUCCUGGCGGUGGGCCGUGUCGGGUCCACUUCCGAAAACAUCACCCAGAAAGUGGUGUGGGUGGAAGACGGCGACAAGCGCUCCUUCCUCCUCGAUCUCCUGAACGCUACCGGCAAAGACUCCCUCACCUUGGUGUUUGUGGAAACCAAGAAGGGUGCCGAUGCCCUGGAGGACUUCCUCUACCGCGAAGGCUACGCUUGCACCAGUAUCCACGGCGACCGCUCCCAGAGAGACCGCGAGGAGGCGCUUCACCAGUUCCGCUCCGGAAGGUGCCCGAUCUUGGUUGCCACAGCGGUGGCUGCCCGUGGUCUUGACAUCUCUAAUGUGAAACACGUCAUCAACUUCGACCUGCCCAGUGACAUUGAGGAGUAUGUCCACCGUAUCGGUCGUACUGGUCGUGUGGGAAAUCUUGGUUUGGCUACGUCCUUUUUCAACGACAAGAACAGCAACAUCACCAAGGAUCUUCUGGACAUCUUGGUCGAGUCCAAGCAGGAGGUGCCCUCCUGGCUGGAGAGCCUGGCCUAUGAACACCAGCACAAGAGUACCACCCGGGGCCGCUCCAAGAGGUUUUCCGGCGGUUUCGGGGCCCGAGAUUAUCGCCAGACCAGCAGCGGCGGCGGCUUUGGCGGCCGUGGAGGUCGUGCCACUGGAGGGCACGGCGGGGGCAGCCGAGGAUUUGGCGGUGGUGGCUUUGGGAACUUCGGCUACAGCAGCGAUGGCUACGGCGGAAACUACUCCCAGGUGGACUGGUGGGGAAACUAGAAGGAAAAAAGGAGUGAUGCAAAAGGAAAAAAAGAAAAAGAAAAAAAAAAAAGAAACCUAGGCUCAGUGGAGGUCACCCACGCCAAACUAGCUGUAAAAGGAAACCACAUGUAACAUAGCCAGCCUUAUACCCUGUGUAGCUUCGACGAGCACUCGCAGUACAUUACCAGCUGUGAUUCUCUGACUCUGUACUGAAGGGGAGCCUGCUAGCUGCUAGCGCCGGCCAGCGGCCUGCAAGAGAACUAGCGCGUCGGAAACAACGACACGACGUGAGCCCAAACAUGGCCGUUCAUCCAAUCAUCCCAAACGGGAUCUGGGACAUCUGGUUUGCCUCUGCAUCACAUUUCGUUCCUUUAAAAGAAAAAAAAAAAAACCCAAAAAAAAAAGAAACUGAGGAUCAUUUGUUUGUUAAUGUACUGUGCCUUUCACUUUAGACAGGAAUUUUCAUUUUUGAAAUGUCAUGUAACUGGUCAAACCUGGCCAAGAGCUAAACUAUUAUUAUUAUCAUUAUUAUUAUUAUUAUUUUGUAAGCCGUCGAAGAAGCUUACUGUACUGAAUCAAACCUUGGCAAACACUGGGAUGAUAUGACUUGAGUGAGUCAUUAUUUCCAUUUGAAAUUCAAAUUGUCACAGGGAUAUCGGGUAGCGUGCUCUGCGCUACAGCACAAGCAACUUCUUGAUCCAUCACAGAAGCGAUUCAAUCGACGGUAUCGAUUCCUCGCGUGGCAGUUGUAUUUUAUGGGACUAUGAGUUCAAACUUUUUCGCUCACUCUAUCCUGGAUAGACACCCAUUAGGGAUAUGGUAGUCUUUAAAAAGCCAUUCCAGUCGUAAUAUUCACUGAAAUAAUGAAACGCUUGUGUCUUAAUGCACGUUGGUGUUGUGACACACACUGCUGGAAUUUGUUACUCCACUUCUCUGAAUUGACUUGACAGUGUUAAGGCAGCUAGUAAAAAGUACCGCAAGCUAGCCGUUAGGUUGGGUGGAGUUAUUGUUUUUUCCAGUUUAAUUUCUUUAUUACUUGAAACGUUUUACGGGGGGAAAUUGAAAAACUUUCGUUUUUCAAUUAAAUGUUUCUCAUACUAAACGGGAAUGCUAUGUCGGAAAAAAGGACAGGAGGCUUGCCGUAUUGGAAAGCGAAGUUUUGAUUGGCUACACAUGGACCACGAUGCUGAAGCGGCCAGGCGGAUAAGUCGCGGCCGGUUCGGUCUUACAUACGCAUGCUAGUGUUGUUGUUUUUUGGUCAAGGCACGAAAACCGAUGAAUUCUGCAGCGGGCUUUACUUUAUUACCACCACGUUUUCUCUUAUUCAAGCUGCGUUAAAAUUCCGUAAUGAUAUCCUUCGGCUUACUUGGAGGAGGCCGGGCUCCUUCCCCCCCCCCCCCCCCCCCCAAAAGACUUGGAGCGGUUUUGCGGAGGUUAGUGUAAUGUACAGGGGGAGAACGGGUGUUUGGCGAGGGCGGCCGGAGUGCACCACCGAUUUAGGUUUCCUCUGCGUUCUGGCUGUGUGUCCCACUUGAUCAGGCCAAAGACGUGGGGGGAGGGGAGGCUGGGGGUUUCUCCUUACCCUUAUGGUGACAUCAGUGCUGUCAGCUCUUGAGUUAAUCUGCCUUGAUGUGCGUUUAAAAUCACUGGCCAAGCAAGCUAGCGCCAGCUCCCCUUUUUAUGAGCGAUGCUGUGAGACGGGGGUGUAAAAUGGCAUUUAACUUUUUAAGUGCAAUAGAUUUAUGCUGAAGUGUGUUGUGCCUUGAAAUUUUUUUUUCAACAAAUUAUUGAACAGAAGCAGAUGCACUGACAGUAUUGAGGUAACUUAAGAUGACUGGUGCUAUUUAAUUUUAGGUCUAGGCCCUUGUAUGUUGUACCCAUCAAGUUUUACGACGUUAUUUUAUUGCGCAUCUAGGAUUUUAUAUAAAUGUCUUGAGUGCGCGUCCUUAAGCUUCCAAAUACAGUGUGGAGAUUGUGAAACGCAGCUUGUUUACAAAAGGGGAAGGGCUCUUGUUAUUUAACCAGGACUUAUUUGGGACCAGGGGGAGUAGCAGUUUGGGGAAUUUAGCAUUUGCACACAGAUUUCUAGAUUCUACUUUUGCUGCUAGUUGUGUAAUUUAUUAACCAUUUUUUGAGAAAUAUUUAUUUUUAUAAGCCUAAAAGUGAUUCUUUGAACGUUUCAAGAAACUUGACCAAAAGACAGUACAAAAACACUGGCACUUGAAUGUUGAAUGUCACCAGUAUGCGUGAAGUUUAUAUAUUUCGGGGUAGUGUGAGCUUUUUAAUGUUAAAGUCAUAUUGGACUCAGUCAAAAAUCAUACCUGUUACUGGCCUCAUGGCUGAAGGUUUCUACAAACUAUGAUUGGCUGUCAAAAUUUAAAGAAAGAAAAAGAAAAAAAAAACCAAACAUGCCAAGGUUUGGAUUAUAAAAGAAAGUUGUCAAAAAAAGAAAAGAAAUAAAAACACAUUUACUAUGUAUCAGCGUGCAAAGUGUCCAGAUUCUCUUGUUUUUUGAAUUUUAUUUUUGUUUUCUCAGUGAAUGUCUGGCACAUGGCAAUCUAUUAAAAAAAAAAAAAAACAUGUGGUUUUCUGUUGUUGCAUUUGCAUAUUUACGACUGGUGUUCGACCUUUCUGGGGCAUUCGGCAGGUUCCAGCUAUAGCAAUAAGUCUCGAGUAGACGAGGGACUCUGACCACAGGAUAAAUUUGGAACGAAAGGUUUUUGCUUGCCAAAUGUUCACAAGGGGACACCAGAGCUCCUUUUAGGUUUAGAAUUUGCUUUCUGUACCAGUUUAUUAGCUAUGCACUGCAUGGGAGUACUCAGCUGUGCGUCUGUUGUAUAAUUUCACCAAAAUAAAAGUUUGAAAUGCAAAUCCUAUACAAAUCAAGCAUGUUUUCUAGUACAAUGUUUAAUGUAGAAUGAAGUAACCAAUGUAGCAGCUGUCGGCAGCGUUGCUGCACUAAAGCUUGACUUGAAGGUGAAAUUCAGCUCUCAAAGGUUCAGCUCAAAUAUAGAUCUUGUUUUUAAACUC